AUGUCGACUCCUGAUAUAUUAUUUUCUUCUCUAGAAACAAAUACAACUCGAGCAUAUCGACAACAUCUGAUUAAUCAUAUCACGAAAACACCCAUAUCUUCACUUGGACGUCUUCAUCUCCGCCUUAAUCUACUUGACCUCGAAAAGUUCAAACUGAAAAAUUAUCAUCAUGAUGUGAUGAACAAACCUUUACCUGCCGGAACUACAAUGACAGAUGUGAUGAAGAGGAAUGCUCUGUUCGUUAAACAUGUCAAAUUUCUCGAUAAUCAACAGACGAUGGUUCGAAAACAACUACUCAAUGCAAUCCGCAAAAUUCAGAUUCAGGAAUCAAUUAUUCGUACCGCUCCUGCUGAGAUCAGAUCUAAGCUCUUGAAUGGCCAAAAGUUGUUUGGUCAACUUCAAGCUGAGAUAGCGUGUGAUUAUACCGACAAGCUGUUGACUCGCAGCGUCAACAGUCAACGUCAAGAAGCUAGACGAUCAAAUGCUCCUAGUCCUUCUACAGUUUCAUUGAAACUCCUCCUCCUCCAUAUUCAGCCAAUUAAUAAUUGGUUGUCCCGGUCUAUCGAAGACGUUCUGUGCUGCCAGAAGACUAAACGUCUCAAACUCUCUUUAAAUUGA
Molecule: messenger RNA, 618 nt
Organism: Botrytis sinoallii
Lineage: Eukaryota; Fungi; Ascomycota; Leotiomycetes; Helotiales; Sclerotiniaceae
Exons: 4
Coding region: 1-618 (205 amino acids)
Source: RefSeq, a predicted model, not a curated record